AUGUCUACACCACUAGACCAGCAGCAACAACCACCACCCAUGGAAGUGACCCAGCAAGCUUACACAGCCCACACGGGUCACGGGUCGGUUGGACCUGUAAUAGCUGUUCUAGCAGUGAUCACCAUCCUUGGAGUCAUAGCCGGCAUGAUCGGUCGCAUCUGUUCGGGUCGUCGGAUCAUGGGGCAUGGGCAAUAUGAUUUUGAGGGUUGGGUAGAGAGAAAAUGCUCUUCUUGCCUGGAUGGCCGGGUCGACCCACCUUUAGCCCGUCCCGCUGACAUUCCAGUAGCAGAGCCAGUGAAGGAAGAAGAACCACAAGAGACGAAGGAAGAAGAGCAAGAACAAAAUAAACAUAAAUCACAUGCAAGUACUAGUGAUUCUUGA
This is a messenger RNA of Hevea brasiliensis (rubber tree), 381 nucleotides long. RefSeq lists its product as uncharacterized. NCBI's taxonomy places the organism in Eukaryota, Viridiplantae, Streptophyta, Magnoliopsida, Malpighiales, Euphorbiaceae. Bases 1 to 381 code for a protein of 126 amino acids. The record is from RefSeq and is a predicted model, not a curated record. The transcript has a single exon.